Molecule: messenger RNA, 1504 nt
Organism: Zalophus californianus (California sea lion)
Lineage: Eukaryota; Metazoa; Chordata; Mammalia; Carnivora; Otariidae
Gene: CLDN16
Product: claudin 16
Exons: 5
Coding region: 199-912 (237 amino acids)
Biological process (GO): bicellular tight junction assembly; cell adhesion
Cellular component (GO): plasma membrane; bicellular tight junction
Molecular function (GO): structural molecule activity
Source: RefSeq, a predicted model, not a curated record
CUGUGGGUCACAGCCUGUUCGCAUUACUCUGACCACAACUUAAGACGUCUGCAGUGGGCUGUGAGGAAAAGUAAAAGCCUGGUGUUUUCCCAUCCCCAGGUAACAGAAGCUCGGAAGCCUGACAACGUUCCAGCCACCUGAGUGGGCCCAGGGCAGGCAGCUGCCCAUGUGUCCCUUCCAGACAGGCUGCUCGCUAAAAUGAGGGAUCUUCUUCAGUACGUCGCCUGCUUCUUUGCCUUUUUCUCUACUGGGUUCUUGGUUGUGGCCACCUGGACAGACUGUUGGAUGGUGAAUGCUGACGAUUCCCUGGAGGUGAGCACAAAAUGCCGAGGCCUCUGGUGGGAGUGUGUCACGAAUGCUUUUGAUGGGAUCCGCACCUGUGACGAAUACGAUUCUAUCCUUGCCGAACACCCCCUGAAGCUGGUGGUAACUCGAGCAUUGAUGAUUACUGCAGAUAUUCUAGCUGGAUUUGGAUUUAUCACCCUACUUCUUGGUCUUGACUGUGUGAAAUUCCUCCCUGAUGAGCCAUACAUCAAAGUCCGCAUCUGCUUUGUUGCCGGAACCAUUUUACUAAUAGCAGGUGCCCCAGGAAUCAUUGGUUCAGUGUGGUAUGCUGUUGAUGUUUACGUGGAACGUUCUUCUCUGGUUUUGCACAAUAUAUUUCUUGGCAUCCAAUACAAAUUUGGUUGGUCUUGUUGGCUUGGAAUGGCUGGGUCUCUGGGUUGCUUUUUAGCUGGUGCUGUCCUGACAUGCUGCUUAUACCUCUUCAAAGAUGUUGGACCUGAGAGGAACUAUCCGUACUCCAUGAGGAAAGCCUAUUCAGCAGCAACUGUUUCCAUGGCCAAGGGGCUACCAUACGUAGCCCCUCGGACAGAGACUGCCAAAAUGUAUGCCGUGGACACGAGGGUGUAAAGUGCUACACGUCAGUCUGGGUGUACGUUACUGAAAUAAUCAAUAUGUUUGUGUUAAUCCAGGAACACUUAUUUAGACCUCAGUAUGUUCAACUAAAUCAAUUGCUCAGCUUAAUCAAGAAGUUUGACUCUCCCAACCCUGCUCCUUUUCUGUUAUUCUCAUAUUCCCCCUCCUCCUUCCCACCCCCCUCUUCCACACGCCCACACACACUUGCCCUGUAUUUUCAGAUACGGUUGCUAGGAUAUACAAAUGUUUGUUUGUGAUUUCUGGAUUGCUGUUAGAGAUUGUGACAUGGUGAUAUUCAAGUAAAAUGACACUUUAAGACUAGAAAGCAACCUUUGAAAGAGGCCAGGGAUUCUAAUCUUUGAAGGGAUUGACAGCCUCUUAGCAAAUUCCCUGGCUUUUGGUUCAUUCUUUGUGUUCUCAUCUGAUUGAGUUAUUUGAUAACUUUGAGGAAGAUGAUUCUUCAAAAUUUAAGCUAGUACCGCAAACCCUACCAUUACUCUGACCCUGUUAAAAUAGAAAAAAUAAAACAGCAGCUUCAUAUACCAGCCACUGGUGGAACGUAAAGAUAAGAAGUUUCAAACUGAGG